Molecule: messenger RNA, 1116 nt
Organism: Hyaloscypha bicolor E
Lineage: Eukaryota; Fungi; Ascomycota; Leotiomycetes; Helotiales; Hyaloscyphaceae
Exons: 4
Coding region: 1-1116 (371 amino acids)
Source: RefSeq, a predicted model, not a curated record
AUGUCGACACAUCGAUGGAACGUCCGUAUGGCACUCGGUGCGCUCUACGUCUGCCUUCUCGGUCUUUUAUCCCAUGCCUCUGCACAGACUAUUCUUUGCUCCGAGAUUAAUACUUCGAGCAUGAGCAAGAAUACCACCCAAUUCCAAUCGCAUGGAGCGUGUUCUCUGUUCUGCCAAGGAGUUCAACAUCCAGAUAUCAAUAGCAUCUCAUACGCCUUCGCAAUCCUCCAGAAUGAUGGGUGCUGGUGCUCGAACUACUUUCCCACCGGCGGCAACCUGACGCAAGGCUGCUCAACUCCGUGUCCUGGAUGGCCAUUUGAAUACUGUGGGGCUGGGAAUGGACAUUUCACUUACGAAGAAUUGUCUACAACUCCCUCAGGUACUGCAGGUGCCGGUGGUCCAGAUGGCUCUGCAGCUUCUUCGACAACUGCUGCUCCGGUAACAUCUACUGCCACUCCGAGCCCUUCUUCUAGCGAUGAUUCUUCUACUUCUUCCUCUUCGUCCGAGACUUCAUUAUCUUCUACCAACAAACAAGCUUCCACAUCCGAGACGGCUACACCCAUCAUUUCUGUCUUCACAACCAUUGGUCAAGUCCAUACGAUCACCAUUACACCGACAGCAUCUGCAAAUUCGCAAACUGGGACAAGUCAGAAGAGCACUAGCGGUAAAUUGGGCACGGGAGGUGCAGUGGGUCUGACUAUUGGUCUGGUGGCCCUAAUUGCCACUGUCACCGCCCUCCUUUGGUUCUAUUUCAGGAGGAAGCGCAAGCAGGAAGCUGAAGAAUUCAACAACGCCAGCAGGAGAGGAAGCACUGCGGGUCUUGGAGGUCCAAUUCCCUCGAGGACCAUGAGCGAGAACUCGCGUUAUGUUCUUGGUACCGACGGCAGACAAGUGGUAGAAACAUGGGAGCCAGGAGACGCUCCUGGCUCGAGAAGAAGCAGAUUGAUGCCUGUCGAUCCACGACUAGAUCCAUUUGCACCGGUCUAUCAACGUAAUGGAGACAACAAGAGUCGAGAGAGUAUGAACACAAUCCGCGACGAUCACGAUUACUCGAGACGAGUCGUUCAUCAAGGACCGAUCCUUCGAGCAACCAACCCUGAUCACGCUGAAGACUGA